CCAAACGUGCGCCUCUGUCAAACAGAGGUGAAGAUGGCAGACGUCUCAGAGAGAACGCUACAAGUUGCGAUUGCGAUUUCAUUUGCAACAGGCUUCCUCGCCGGAUGGCAAGCCAACCGGAUGAGGCGAAAAUUUCUGGACUGGAGAAAGAAGAGGCUGCAAGAUAAACUGUCCGAAACUCAGAAGAAAUUGGACUUGGCUUGAAUGGUAACGUCAGGUUCAUGGAAUCCAGGCUUUUGGUGAAUGCAGAUGCUUCUGUAAAUUUGUGCAGGUGCCAAAUCCUGAAUGUGCAUCAUCAGUCAUUUUGGAUUUCUCCAUCACUACAAGACUGGGUCUUUUUCCAGACUAUUGUUUAUGAAAACAAAACAAAAAAGACAACAAAAAAAAAAAUCCUGCCUGAGGUUGAAGUUGAACUGGGAAAGAGUGACUUUUCUUCUUAGCAUUUAUCAGUCAAGGAAAAAAAACAUGAAGAUGACGGUUCUUUUACUUCCAUUUUUGUUCAAAUAAAUUAUUUAUUUUUAAUGUUCUACAAGGAUUUGAUGGAUGUCAUCUGAUAAGUAUUUUCAAACCACCUUCAUCUGCGUGGUGAUGGCCCUAAGGCUCACAUGUUGAGUUGUAGCUAAUGUAUCUUUCAACUCUUUGUCACACUUUUCUUCCUAAAAAAUGUGGUGCCCCUUUUUAUAGCGAUCACUACAGUCAUUCAACUUAUUUCUCAACAAUUGCACAAAAUAUCUAUUGGACCUCGCACCAGUUAACACCAAUAUGGAUGCUGUGAGGGCAAUUCAUAUUUGAUGUUUGCUUACUUUUAACCUUUCACCAUGACCUUACAUUGCUUAGAUGGAUGCUUGAAGUCCAUGUGUAGUAGAACAAAGGUAGGCUUAUAAAGUGUCUUCUCCAGGUGCACAAAUAAGUGCCUAUUGUUAAUUGUUGACUGUAUGGGUGACUCACUGAGUGUAGCAAGUCUGUACACACUAAAUAGAGAAAUGGCCUUGGUGGAUGAGAGCUGGAAGACAUGAGAUAAGGAGGGGAAGAACAGACCUAUAAGAGAGACUGUACUGUAUUGAUUAGGGCGCAUUCAGGCACCUGGGCUUGGAUGCGUCUAUUCAUGACCUUAUGUUAAAAUCGUGUGACAAUACUGUUAAGAGAUUUUUGUCUCGUUCCUCAUUUCUGUCAGCGUGGAAUUCAAUAAUUGCCACGACAGAUGUCUUGCAUUAGCAUGCAUUUAAGUGGACUGAAACAAUAGCCUGCUAUAGAUAUGAAAUAUAUUUGUUAAACCAGAUAAGCAGCUACCAUUGAGCGAGAUAAACACAAUCAUGCACAUAACUGAUAUCAAUUUCAGCAAUAGCAUCAUCUGCUGGAUGGAGGAAAACGACCCACAGCUUUAGUUCAAUGAAGGCCGUUAGUCUCUUGCUUGGCUGCCUUUGGCUAUUAUUUUUGUAGAGGUUGCACAGGUACAAGAAGUGUUUUUGAUCUCAGUGAGUCUCUAAUGUGUCCAAGAUAUUCAUGUCCGUCCUGUCAACAUAAUUGAAUCAGAGAAUGAUUGAUGACGAGAGAACACUGAGAAGAGGGUGAAAUAUUUGCUCAAGGGAUCAUUCCCUUUCCUCAUUAUGAUAAGCGUUGUGUCAAGUCCUUUUCAAUCUAAUUGUGAUACUAGGGUCAUAGGAGAACUGAGGAGGGCUGAUAUGAGUCAACGCAGGACAUGUACACUUUUUGUCUAUAGAUGGUGCUGUUGCACUUCAGAGCAAUAGUGACUCCACAAUGACAAUAAAAACAACUACCUACAUCAUUUUCAUUUAA
Molecule: messenger RNA, 1797 nt
Organism: Lampris incognitus (smalleye Pacific opah)
Lineage: Eukaryota; Metazoa; Chordata; Actinopteri; Lampriformes; Lampridae
Product: mitoregulin-like
Exons: 2
Coding region: 34-204 (56 amino acids)
Biological process (GO): positive regulation of mitochondrial membrane potential
Cellular component (GO): mitochondrial inner membrane
Source: RefSeq, a predicted model, not a curated record